This is a messenger RNA of Symbiodinium pilosum, 468 nucleotides long. NCBI's taxonomy places the organism in Eukaryota, Dinophyceae, Suessiales, Symbiodiniaceae. The record is from the annotation of a GenBank genome assembly.
GCCAUGAGGCUAUGUGGCCUGCUGACCUUGGCCGCGGUGGCCUUUGCAAUGCGGCCCAAGGAGCCCAGCCUCAUAGAGCUCAGUCGACAGGAGCGCUUUGAUCGGCUCUACAGGCAGUACUGGAAGCACUACGAGAAGGGUGCUCCCAGGACAAUGCCCGGGCUGGAGCCUCACGAGAUUCCUCUGCAGUUUGAGUUUGAGCUUCCCCGGAAGAUGGUUGUCCUGAACAUGACACCAGCGCUGCUGCUUCAACGUGGUGGCAUCUCGCUAUCCAGCGCGCAUCAGGCCAGGGAACCGGCCUUCGUAAGCGGAUCGCCCUGGUGGUACAUAGAGGUGGAUGGCCUUGGCAGCAAACACCACCAGGUGCUACAGGGCCUCCCCGAGGCCAACAGUGUUGUGGUUCGGCCACAGACGAUCCUCAACUCCAACUUCACCAAGGACUUGGUGAACUACUUCGACAGGCUUCAC